AUGGACGGACUCGACGAUUUCGAAAAGGCGCUCGCAGCGGAAAAGGGCGAAAGACAGCGAAUUGAGCGGGAAAAGGAAGAGAGGAGGCAGCGCAAGAAGAAUCGACACACCCACCAUCAUCGAGACGAACGCGACGAGCCCUCGGAGAGGCAUCGAGACAAGGACCGCGACCGUCACCGAUCCCAUGGAUCACGACGCCACGACGGAGAAGAUGACGAGCGCAGGCACCGGCACCAUAGAUCGCGUCAUCAUAACGAUGACGGCGAUAACGGCCACAGGCAUAAGCGAUCUCGCCACGAAAGAGACGACGACGCGUCAGAAUCGAGGCACAAACGGCGACGCGACGACCACCACAAGACUUCCGACCCCAAGGAGGACCUUCCUCUCCCGGACGAAGAGAAGACGCCGGAGAUUGACGGGAAACCGAGCGCCGCUCCUGUCCGGGAUGCUUGGAUGACAGCGCCGUCUGCACUGGACGUUGACUACGUACAUCGACGCGAAAAAGAUCAAAAGCCCCCACCAAAGGAAGAACCACCCCGAGUCAUCCAUGAACGCGAGAUCAACAAGGAGAUCGAUUCCCCCAAGGUCAGCUUACCGGAUAGCCCGGCCGAAAGAACUUUCAACUACAAGUUUGGAGACUCGGGCUCCCAGUGGAGGAUGAUGAAGCUCAAGGCUGUCUACACCGCGGCCGACCAGAGCGGGCGUACACCAGAGGACGUGGCUCUUGAACGAUUCGGCGGCCUUCGAGAGUUUGACGAUGCGCGGGAAGAGAAGAGCGAGCUAGAUCGGAGACAGAUUUACGGCGAGGGCUACGUCGGCAAGGAGCAGCCGACGGGCGAGCUCUAUGAAGAGCGCAUGGCCAAGCUGAGUAUCACACAAAAAACCACCAAUGAAGCGCCUGAGGAACUGGAGCAAGGCGUCGUCAUUCCCGAUGAGCCCAUGCAGCACACGCCAAUGGACCAAACCACCCUGAACAGGCUACGUGCGCAAAUGGUCAAGGCCAAGCUGACGAGGGCUCCCAAUGCCGCCCAGCUUGAGUCAGAAUACAACGCAGCCGCGGCUAGCUUUGCGACCAAGGGCCCUCAAUCCGUCACGCUCGGCGCUCAGGACAACAGGAUGCUUGCCGGCAGUCGCGGCGAGGUCAAGGCCGUGGAGACGAAGCGCGGGCGGGAGCGGGGCAAUAAACUGAGCCGCAUCCUCGACAACUGUCCGCUCUGCUAUCAUGAAGACAAGAACCAGCAGCCGCUGGCGCCCGUGCUCUCGCUGGGCACACGCGUCUACUUGACGCUGGCGACAGAGCCCGAGGUCAGUCCCGGUGGUGCUGUCAUUGCGCCCCUGACGCACCGCAAAAACCUCUUGGAGUGCGACGACGACGAGUGGGAGGAGCUGCGCAAUUUUAUGAAGUCUCUGACGCGGAUGUACCACGACAAGGGACAAGAGGUCAUCUUCUACGAGAACGCCGCGGCACCGCACCGUCACCUUCAUGCGGCCAUGAUUGCCGUGCCCAUCCCUUACGAGGAGGGUGCCAUGGUGCCAGCGUACUUCAAAGAAGCUUUCCUGUCCGCAGACGAGGAGUGGGCGCAACAUCGCAAGGUCAUUGACACGGGCGCCAAGGCGGCCGGGGGUAUGGGCCGCAUGGCGUUCCGGCGGUCGAUUGCUAAGGAGAUGCCUUACUUUCAUGUCUGGUUCACGCUGGAUGGGGGCUUGGGUCACAUAAUCGAAAACUCGGACAAGUGGCCGCGGGGUGAUUUGUUUGCGCGAGAGAUUGUCGGUGGGAUCAUGGACGUCGGGCCAGACGUCAUCAAGAAGCAGGGCCGGUGGAGGAGAGACGACACUCGAGUCGAGGGUUUUCAGAGAGGAUGGAGAAAGUUUGAUUGGACGAGGCUGCUCGCAGAAGGGUAG
Molecule: messenger RNA, 1902 nt
Organism: Verticillium alfalfae VaMs.102
Lineage: Eukaryota; Fungi; Ascomycota; Sordariomycetes; Glomerellales; Plectosphaerellaceae
Product: cell cycle control protein cwf19
Exons: 2
Coding region: 1-1902 (633 amino acids)
Biological process (GO): mRNA splicing, via spliceosome
Cellular component (GO): post-mRNA release spliceosomal complex
Source: RefSeq, a predicted model, not a curated record